CAAAUAUAAAAGGUCCCGCCGUCACCUUGUCAGCUCAAGGUUGCGCCAGAGAAUAGGUAUCAUUGACCAUGAGUGGUGACUGCUUGGUGUUUUGAAAUAAAGUAUAUUUAAGUACGAUCUAAGAAUAUCACCUGUACAAAAAUAUGGAGAAUGAUGAGUUUGUACUUACUGAUAGUACAAAGAAGAUUAAAGCUAUAAUCCUAAUUGGUGGUCCAUGUAAAGGAACUCGCUUUAGGCCACUUUCAUUAGAACUACCCAAACCACUUUUCCCAAUAGCUGGGUUUCCAGUUGUUUAUCAUCACAUUGAAGCAUUUUCUAAGUUACCAGGAUUAAGGGAAAUUAUUCUUUUGGGAUUUUAUCAACCAAAUGAAGCUCUCAAUCAGCUUAUUUCAAAUGCCCAGCACGAAUUCAAAGUUUCUGUUCGAUAUUUACAAGAGUUCACAUCGCUUGGAACAGCUGGAGGUAUAUAUCAAUUCCGUGAUCAAUUAUUAUCUGGAUCUCCGGAUUUGUUAUUUGUGAUGAACGGUGAUGUUUGCUGUGAUUUACCUCUUGAGGAAAUGCUGGAAUUUCACAAAUGCUUGGGUACCGGAGAUCGAUUUCUGAUUAUGGCAACUGAAGCGACACGUCAACAAUCUAUGAAAUUUGGUUGUAUUGUUGAAGACCCUAACACUCAUGAAGUUAUGCAUUAUGUUGAAAAGCCAGCAACUUUCGUCAGCACAACAAUCAAUUGUGGCCUUUACCUGUUUACUCCGGGAAUAUUUAAAUUUAUUCGUAUAGCUUUUCUUGAACAUCAAAAUCAACUAAAUUAUGAUUUAAGACCUUCAUGCAAAGAAACUAUUCAUUUAGAAAGAGAAAUAUGUCAACCUUUGGCUGGAAGUGGGACUUUAUUCGUUUAUCACACUAAUCGGUUCUGGAGUCAAAUCAAAUUUGCUGGUGCCGUAAUCUAUGCUAAUCGUCAUAUAUUGUCACUAUAUGAGAGAACUCAUCCUCAUCGACUUGCUAAAAUGACUAUGUCAAGUUCAUCGAACUUACAAAUGCUAGAUGAUCCGAUGAAUUCAUCAUUAGUUAUGAUGAACGGAGAUCACGAACCAUCCGUUUGUGGGCCGAUUAUAAUUGGUCACGUAUUCAUACAUCCAACUGCUUCAAUCGAUCGAACCGCUGUUAUAGGACCUAACGUGAGUAUAGGUGAGCGAGCUGUAAUAGAAGCAGGUGUACGUCUACGAGAAUGCAUUGUACUCAGAGAUGUUAAGAUUCGUGCACAUGCUUGUUGCCUGAAUGCAGUAAUCGGAUGGAAUACAGUUAUCGGGGAAUGGGCUCGUGUUGAAGGUACACCCAAUGAUCCAAAUCCUAAUAAGCAAUUUACCAAACUUGAAGUUUUACCGGUUUUUAAUGUUAAAGGUCAAUUAAAUCCAUCCAUUACUGUGAUUGGUUCUAAUGUAGAAAUCCCUCCGGAAGUUAUUGUUCUCAACUGCAUAGUCCUACCGCAUAAGGAAUUAUCACAAAGUGCUAGAAAUCAAAUUAUUUUGUGAUAUACAUAUAACCACAGAUAUGUGUAUGUCGACCGCUAGGCAAUAUUGUAUACUUUCGGGCAACUGACAAUUAAUAUGUGUUUGAUCUGCUUGUUUAUUCAUUGAUUUUUUUUCUAUUAGGAUGCUCAAUUAAUGUUUGUUAAAUAAAAUUUACUAAAGCUUGUAUAUUUUUGUUGUAUUUUCUUUUCUCUGAAAAAAAACAACUAUUUACUCUAUGCCUACUUAAAAGUGACAAAUAUGAUAAAAUUUCUUUUCGGUUAAUUCGUUAUGAUUUAUUUACUAUAUGUUUUGCUUUUUUUUUGAAAACCAAACUAUAAUUUGAUUAAAAAAUUUAUCUGUUUUGAUUCUAAAGUUUUUGUGUAAUUUGACUGAUCCUGUUUUGUGUUAAUUGGUAUUGCACGAUGGUAGUUUUACGUAGAAAGUAGCGUUUCUAUACUUCUACAUAUUAUUUUAUGAAUACCCUUAUCUUAUGAAUAUCUUUAUCUUAAUCAAUAUGGAAAAUGUUAUAUCAAUGUUAUUGUUUUUUUUUUAAAUUCUAAUUAUUGAUUGUUUUUUCUAGUUCAGCCUUUUUGUUUCAUUUGUCUGUCAUGGUUCUAGUAUGCUUUAAAAGUACUGAGGACUACCUUGUUCAAUGCUCAAAUAAUGAAUUAUUCACUAACUUGAUUAAAUAAGACUUUCGUUAAAUUCUUAGAA
Messenger RNA from Schistosoma turkestanicum, 2222 nucleotides. The record is from the annotation of a GenBank genome assembly. NCBI's taxonomy places the organism in Eukaryota, Metazoa, Platyhelminthes, Trematoda, Strigeidida, Schistosomatidae.